Messenger RNA from Tachysurus fulvidraco (yellow catfish), 3732 nucleotides. Its product is annotated as alpha-2-macroglobulin-like protein 1. The transcript has 28 exons. NCBI's taxonomy places the organism in Eukaryota, Metazoa, Chordata, Actinopteri, Siluriformes, Bagridae. The record is from RefSeq and is a predicted model, not a curated record. The coding region runs from base 95 to 3604 and encodes 1169 amino acids. Gene Ontology annotation, molecular function: endopeptidase inhibitor activity. Gene Ontology annotation, cellular component: extracellular region.
UGUCUGCCAUAACAGUUACAAAUACUGGUGGCUCCCGUAUGGAAUCCCAGGAGUACCAGAUAUCUGUAAGAAAUAUAAACUGAAGACUGACAAGAUGGGCUGCGGAACACGCAUCUUAAACCUGAAAGAAUUCGCAUUGAAAGAUUCACGCUAUGAAGGUUUUAUCACGGCUCAGUGUGAAGUGGAAGAACGUGGAACUGGUGUGAUAAUAACAGCAGAAUUGAGCAGAUCUCCUAUCACGACUAAUAUGGUCACGCUUUUGUUUGAGGACACGCCGACGAUCUUUAAGCUUGGAAUGGCAUUUGAGGGAAAGGUAAAAGUGACCGGCCCAAAGUCCAGUCCUUUGAUAAGGAAAGUAGUGUAUUUGACAAUAAGGUAUGCUAAUAAAAAUUCAGUCAAGAAGCUGGUUACCAAUAAUGAAGGGAUCGCUCAUUUUUCCCUCAACACUGAAAAGUGGGGUCCAGAUCCAGUCACUAUAGAGGCCCAAUAUGAAAUGACUAACAGAUCAGUUGUGUAUAUUAAAGAUCAGCUCACACCAUACUACCCCACAGCGUACCUCUGGCUUCAGCCUUUCUACUCCAAAAGUCAGAGUUAUAUUAAAUUGAAGAGCAGCUCGGUGCCUUUCAGCUGCAACAAAAACGCCAUCAUCAGGGCGCGUUACCUGAUACACCAAAAAGUACUCCCAUUGCAGAAGCAAUCCUUAACCUUCUUCUACAUGGUGAUGAAUAAAGGACAUUUGGUUCAGCAAGGAAGUUAUAAACACAGCUUGUACCAAGGAGAAGUGCACAAAGGUGAGCUGGUGGUGACGCUGCAGAAGAUGUUAAAGGUGUCUCCGGUUGCUCAGGUCAUCCUGUACACCAUCCUUUCCAGUGGUGAGGCUGUGGCAGACAGCAUGAACUACCCCAUUCAGCUGUGUUUAGCAAACAAGGUGUCUCUCGAGUUUUCCCCUUCUACGGAGCUUCCUGGUGACCAGGCGUCAUUGAUGCUGAAAGCUGCUCCAGGUUCCCUGUGUUCAGUAAAGGCAAUAGAUAAGAGUCUUCUGCUGCUGCAACCAGAGAAGGAGCUCAGCAUCCAAUCUGUGUUCAACAUGCUGCCUGUACAAACAUUAUCAGGAUAUCAGUACAUGGUCAGUGAAGAUGAUUGGAACCCAUGCUGGGUGAGACCACCCAUCUGGGACAUCAUGAUUCCACGAAAACUAAAAUCGUUUGGUUAUUUUCCAAACUUUGGAAAGGUGGAUGUGUAUAACACCUUCAAAGAUAUUGGACUCAAGAUCCUCACUAAUACAAAAAUAAAGAAACCUACGGAAUGUUUUCCUGAAAUGACUUUGACGACUGCCCCAUUCACAGUAGCUGCAAGCAUGGCGGAACCACUUAUUCCUGCCCGAGAACCCAUUGCAAAUUUUGCUCUCGAUAAAGUUCAAGACUCAAGCAACCAACCAACAGUCGUUACGAUCCGCAAAUAUUUCCCAGAGACGUGGAUCUGGGAUCUCGUUCCAGUCAGUCAAUCUGGAGCGAUGGCUGUUAAUAAAACAGUCCCAGACUCCAUCACUACAUGGCAGGCCGAUGCAUUUUGUACAUCACCUGUGGGGUUUGGAGUCGCCCCGAAAACUGAGCUCAUUGCCUUCCAGCCUUUCUUUGUGAGCCUCACCAUGCCCAGCUCUGUCAUCCGAGGAGAAGUGUUCACACUCAAAGCCACCGUCUUCAACUACCUCAAAAGCUGUAUGAUGGUGAAGGUGACUUUAGCCAGUUCGAAGCAGUUUAAAGUACACCGGUGUAUAGACUGCAGUUAUACAAAAUGUCUGUGUGCUGACGAGAGCUGGACCUUCUCCUGGACCAUCACACCACAUGUUCUGGGUGAGAUAAGCUUCAAUGUGACAGCGGAGGCCGUGCAGUCGUCGACUCUGUGUGGGAAGAAUGCAGUUAUUGUCCCAGAGAAAGGACACAUCGAUACUAUCAUUAAAACACUGCUAGUGCUGGCUGAAGGAACCAAACAGUAUAAAAGCUACAAUGAGCUUCUCUGUCCAGAUGGUGUUGCUGAGAAACUGGUCUCACUGAAACUGCCUGCGGUGCUCGUGGAUGGUUCGGCCAUGGCCUCGGUCUCUGUGCUGGGAGAUCUGAUGGGUCGAGCUCUACAGAACCUGGCUAGUCUCCUGGCGAUGCCGUACGGCUGUGGAGAGCAGAACAUGCUGCUCUUCGCCCCCAACAUCUUCAUCCUGCAGUACCUGGAGAGCACCAACCAACUCACUCCUCAGAUCAAGAGCACAGCUCAGACCUACCUCGUGACCGGAUACCAGGGAGAGCUGACUUACAAACACACUGAUGGAUCUUACAGCGCUUUCGGGAUGAGCGACGCAUCAGGAAACACAUGGCUGACGGCGUUCGUGAUGAAGUCAUUCGGAAAUGCGAAGAGAUACAUCUUCAUAGAUCAGGUGUUUGUGGACCAGGCGAAGUCCUGGCUCGGGCAACAGCAGCAGGCUAACGGAUGCUUUGCCUCAGUGGGGCAACUUAUUCACACCGACAUGAAGGGAGGAGUGAAUGAUGACGUGACCCUCUCGGCGUACAUCACGGCUGCGAUGCUUGAGCUCAGUUAUACGGAUCCUGUGGUGAAUAACGGUCUUACAUGCCUGAGGAACGCGUACGCUCAGGUGACCUCCACCUACACCAAGGCUCUCCUCUUCUACACCUUCACCCUGGCUGGAGAUCAGGGGAUGAGAAACACACUCAUCUCAGACCUGGAUGCAGUGUCCAUAGUCUCAGGUGGUGGACGUCACUGGAGCAGAGUGAGUGAUGGAUCGGUGACGGACUCUUUGGAAGUAGAGAUGACCUCGUAUGUGCUUCUGGCUCUGAUGUCUGGACCCGAGCUGCCCGGGUUUGGUCUGGGUUACAGCUCCAGUAUUGUCCGCUGGCUUUCUCAGCAGCAGAACGCAUUCGGAGGCUUCGCUUCUACACAGGACACUGUCGUGGCUCUUCAGGCUCUGACCAAGUACAGCUACGCCACCUACAGUCCAGCAGGAUCUGUAACUGUUACUGUAACAUCACCAUCAGGGCUGAUUAACACCUUCACCAUCAAUCAGAGUAACAGACUGCUGUAUCAGGAGAGAGAGCUGAAGGAGGUUCCUGGAGAUUAUAACGUUAAAGCACAAGGGAGCGGCUGUGUGUACGUGCAGUUCACUCUGUGCUACAACAUCCCUCCUCCUCCUGAACGCUCUUCAUUCAGCAUCUCAGCCAGAGCAUCUGGGACCUGCAGAGUCCCAACUCCGUCUCUGGACGUGAUCAUUACUGUCAUGUAUAACGGCCAACGAUUGGAGACCAACAUGGUGAUCAUCGAGGCCAAGCUUCUUUCUGGCUUCAGCGUGGACGAGACGUCUGUGAAGCUCGUGAACAGCGAUAAUUCGACUGACGGAUCUGUGAAACGUGUGGAUCAGGCUGAUGGUGAAGUCCUCAUUUACCUUAAUAAACUGACCAGUGGACAGGAGAAGGUCUACACCAUGACGAUCGUGCAGGACGUCGCAGUGGAGAACCUGAAACCAGCCAUCGUGAAAGUGUACGAUUAUUACCAGACCAGUGACUCGGCUGUAACUGACUACACAUCACCUUGUACUUAAUACCUUGUACUACUCUGUGUUAUUUACACUGUUGUCUGUAACUUUAUUCACAUUUUACUUUUAUCUUUAUUAAAACUUUUAAAUCUCACAAAACUUUGGUGAACAAUAAAUAAUAGUAUUUUAUAUCA